UCGUAAACAAGUGGGCAAUCAUUUGAUACAGAAAUAUCGAGUUAUUUUCGUUCAACUAUUUUCGCAAUCCCGCUAUGAGUUUGAAGAAUUCGCUUUACAUAAUAUCUGCGAUCAUUCUGGUAACACGCGCGGAAGUGGCCAAAGAUGAUGUGGAUAAGGUAAUAGAAGAUGAGAUAACACACAAACUUGGCAAUGACCUGGUCCAGAGCAUUGAAAGAAAGUUCCAGGUGGAUUUAGAAAGAGCUGUAGAUAUGGUGUUAAUAAAAAUAAGACUUCUGCUGCAUAAUGGCACACAGCACAUACAAGAGAAGUUGCUCCAGCUUCAAAGCGUGAUGGAUAUGAUCAGAAGUCAUGGAGAUGAGGAGGUGGAAAAAUGCCUGGUUGAUAAACAAAACGACACAUCCGCCUUAGCCGAGAAAGCUCUUCAUCAGAUGGUAAUUUGUGGCUAUGCCUUGAUCGGUCAGGAUCCUUCUAAGGCGAUCAGAACUGUUACCAAUCUGAAGAGUAUGAUCAGAGAUGGAAUUAAGCCGAUAAAUGAACAAAAGAGUGAGAUUUACGAUUUGUUGAGAGCGUGUGGACACGAUCACGACUCUCUGAAGAAGGUUAUUAAAUGCGUCAUAUCCAAGUCACCCCUCAUGAAGUCAACCAUGAUGGAGAUAUCCGGGAAACUCAUUGAUGGUGUGGUGGAUUUGACUAAACAAAUGGCGCAUGGCGCGAUGCAUGAAGCUUGCCUCAUAGAAGUCAUAAAAUCUAUUGAAGAUGAAGCAUUUGAUGUGAUUGAAAGUGUUAAGAAAUGCGCUUUUAAAAAUAUAAGCUUUAUUGAAUUAGAUAAUUUUAUCGCAGAAAACAACGCCACUGUAUUGGAUAUUGAAAAUAGAAAGGGCAAUACAAGCGAAGUGGAAAGCUUAUUGAGGAGAGUGUUAGAGAAAGAUAAUGCCAAUAAUAUCGACACACUCAAAGUAAAACUCAAAGAACUGCACAAUGAUAUAGGUGGUAUCAAUAAUUUUGUGUUUGAUGAUAAUAAAAAAGAAUAAUUUGAAUUAGAA
Molecule: messenger RNA, 1046 nt
Organism: Pieris rapae (cabbage white)
Lineage: Eukaryota; Metazoa; Arthropoda; Insecta; Lepidoptera; Pieridae
Exons: 6
Coding region: 75-1034 (319 amino acids)
Source: RefSeq, a predicted model, not a curated record